Molecule: messenger RNA, 3794 nt
Organism: Armigeres subalbatus
Lineage: Eukaryota; Metazoa; Arthropoda; Insecta; Diptera; Culicidae
Product: glutamine--fructose-6-phosphate aminotransferase [isomerizing] 2-like
Exons: 1
Coding region: 1017-3044 (675 amino acids)
Biological process (GO): protein N-linked glycosylation; carbohydrate derivative biosynthetic process; fructose 6-phosphate metabolic process
Molecular function (GO): L-glutamine:D-fructose-6-phosphate transaminase (isomerizing) activity; carbohydrate derivative binding
Source: RefSeq, a predicted model, not a curated record
CCAGAAGAAGUAAGAAACGCAACCCAUUGAUACGUACCAACAACAGUAACUGAACUAACAAAUUAAGAGUGUGUUGUAUAUGUGAAUCACUUCUGUCUUACUUCUUUCCAAGAAAUAAAUGGUAGUGGAGAACGAGCAGCUCAAAGAUUGGCAUUUGAUACACGUCAACAGUUCAGCGCAAGGGAACAAUCUCGGCUACUCAGUACCAGUGUCAAUUUACAUCAAAGCCCAGUGUUAACCCAAAGGAGAGCGCAUAGAACGGUGUGAAAAACCUGUUUGGACACCAGAACAAAAGGGAUACUAAGUGAUUUGCAAACUCGGCAGAACCAGGUUCGUUCGUUAGGCCGCAACCCGUCGUCGGUAUAUAAAGCAAUCCGUCACCAGUGAAAGUUUUCUCAGUGCCGAAUCACGACCGGAACGGACAGUACGAAGUGCGCGCGUGACUCCGCAUCGGAUUCAGGAUUCGUUCACUGGAAACCCAACUUGAAGCAGGCCCAGAACCAUCCACCCUCGUCGACAACCUUCAAGAGAGUGCGUGCGCUGGCGACGUCGAGAGAAGAAGCCCGACACAACAAUCCUCAAUCACAAUUAAUUGCUGCGCCGCGGUGAGAGGAGGUGUCCGACCAGUAGUCGCAGUACGUGUGCGGAAAAAACUUGUACCUCUGUUGAAGACUUGCAAGCGGGUUAGGCAAAACCAAACCGAGCGCGCGAGAGAAGGCUGAAGCGUGGCUCCGAAAAGUCCACUAAGUCAUAAAGUGGCGAUCCGUGGCAAACAGCUCAGUCGUUUGUGUUCCGUAUUCGCGAGAGGUUCAUCGUCGGUUUGUUUCGUUGGACUUGCGUUUUUUCUGUCUUCGGAGACUUAGUGCCGUAUCGGUUGGCGCGGACGUGUAUGCUUAAGUAAUAAACAUAGACAAUUGCUGGCGUGUGUUUUGCUUUCUAGUUUUUUUUUCGCUAAGCGCAAACAGCUGCAGAAACGAAUUACGGACAAAUACAGCUUUGUGUAAUCAAUCGAUAAAAUGUGCGGUAUUUUUGCGUACUUGAAUUAUCUGACGCCAAAGUCGAGGCGCGAAGUGUUGGACCUGCUGUUGACGGGUCUGAAGCGAUUGGAAUACCGCGGCUAUGACUCGGCCGGUGUUGCAGUGGACAGUCCGGAUCAAACGGGGAUCGUCACCUUCAAGCGCACAGGAAAGGUUAAGAUUUUGGAGGAAUCCAUCAUUGACGCAACCGAGGACGGUAGUUUUAACGAUAGUGUGGAAUCACAUGUGGGUAUCGCGCAUACUCGUUGGGCAACUCACGGUGCUCCCAGUGCUGUGAACUCGCAUCCUCAGCGGUCGGAUGAAACAAAUUCAUUUGUGGUAGUCCACAACGGUAUCGUUACCAACUACAAGGAUAUCAAGAAGUUCCUAGAGCUCCGUGGAUAUGUGUUCGAAUCUGACACGGAUACUGAGACCAUUGCUAAGCUGGUGCAUCAUCUCUACAUCCAGCAUCCGAACUACUCGUUCAGAGAACUUGUAGAGCAGGUUGUACAACAGAUUGAGGGCGCAUUCGCUUUGGCCUUCAAAUCAAAGCACUUCCCUGGGGAGUGUGUUGUAACUCGUCGAGGUUCUCCACUCUUGGUCGGUAUCAAAGCGAAAACUUGCUUGGCCACUAAUCAUGUUCCAAUCAUGUACGGUAAGGGACAUCGUCACGGAUCAACAGGAAACAUUCAGUUCGAACCAACUGCGGAUAAUACAUCGGACUUCAUCAAUCCCGGAGAGGAAGUUGAGUACUUCUUCGCGUCGGACGCUUCGGCUGUUAUUGAACAUACCAACCGUGUUAUCUACUUGGAGGAUGACGAUGUAGCUGCAGUAAAGGACGGUGCACUGUGCAUUCAUCGUUUGAAGAAGAGUUUGGACGAUCCACAUGCUCGUGAAAUAACAACACUGAAGAUGGAGAUCCAACAGAUUAUGAAGGGUAACUACCGUUACUUCAUGCAGAAGGAAAUUUUCGAACAACCUGAAUCCGUAAUUAACACAAUGCGUGGACGUGUCAAUUUCGAAUCUAUGAAGGUCACCCUGGGUGGAAUCAAGGACUAUAUACCGGAGAUUAAGCGUUGCCGGCGAUUGAUGUUGAUUGCUUGUGGAACUUCGUAUCAUAGUGCAGUGGCAACCCGUCAGUUGUUGGAAGAACUGACCGAACUUCCUGUUAUGGUAGAACUGGCGUCGGACUUCUUGGAUCGUAACACACCAAUCUACCGUGACGAUGUUUGCUUCUUCAUCUCCCAGUCGGGAGAAACAGCUGAUACAUUGAUGGCUCUGCGAUACUGUAAACAACGCGGAGCGUUAAUCGUCGGAAUUACCAAUACAGUAGGUAGUUCAAUCUGUCGCGAAUCACACUGCGGUGUGCACGUCAAUGCUGGACCAGAAAUUGGUGUGGCUUCGACGAAGGCGUACACAUCUCAGUUUAUCUCAUUAGUUAUGUUUGCUCUAGUAAUGAGCGAAGACAGGCUAUCACUUCAGAACCGGCGAGAGGAAAUCAUCGAAGGACUUCGCCAGCUCGAUGCACACAUCAAGGAGGUACUGAAAUUAGACCAAAAGGUCCUAGAAAUUGCACAAGAUCUCUACCAGCAGAAAUCUCUGCUUAUUAUGGGCCGUGGCUACAACUUUGCAACCUGUAUGGAGGGCGCACUAAAAGUUAAAGAACUGACCUACAUGCACAGCGAGGGAAUCAUGGCUGGCGAACUGAAGCAUGGGCCAUUAGCGCUAGUCGACGACACUAUGCCAAUUGUGAUGAUCAUCAUGAGGGAUCCGGUUUACGUUAAAUGCAUCAAUGCCCUCCAACAGGUCACAGCUCGCGAAGGACGGCCCAUUAUCAUAUGCGAAGAAGGAGAUUCAGAAACCAUAUCCUUGGGAUCCAAGUCGUUGGAGAUUCCUCGAACUGUCGACUGUCUGCAAGGCAUUCUCACUGUCAUUCCAAUGCAACUACUUUCCUACCACAUCGCAGUGCUGCGAGGAUGUAACGUCGAUUGUCCCCGAAACCUGGCCAAAUCCGUUACCGUGGAGUAAGCCAUAUUCUUCAGAAAUCAACAGUCUUACACACCUACCAUGUACUUGUAGCAGUAUCAAUUUGCUUUUAUUUUUCUUAAAGAUGAAGAAAAGAAGGGUGAGUUGACCAUGUUCUCACGUUUCUAACUGCGGAGGAUUUGUUUUUGAUUUAGUAAGACAAACAUCAAAUGAUAAGUUUAGACAGAGCAGACGAGAUUGCUUAGGGAGGAAGGUGGAAUGGAAACAUCCACGUCUGCAAGGCGCAGUUUCUAUUUGAUAUGAAGCAUUCAGCAAACGGGCUUUUCCUACGUACCGAACAAGUGCAAUACCACUACCAAGAUGAAUCACACGCGGAAAGCCACUUAUCAACGGGCAAUUUCUCUCAACAGACCGUCUGCGCGGGUGUGCAACUUCCUGAGUGACGACGUAAUCAACCAUUCAACACAAACGAAGGUUUUAUCAACAGAUGAAAAAUUGAUUAUAGCAAUCGAAAAACAAUGAUAGCAAUUGACAUAAACGCGCAAAAUUAGUUGAUGUUUGUUACUUCCCGCUGUCAAUCGUGAUUUUGUAUAGGUAUUUGAUAAUCGAAUUCGAUAAAAAAAAUGUUUAUUAUUUACUCUAGAGAAGGGACAUCUCGAAUCCCGCAAAAUUGAGUCAAAUUUAUUUUUGUAACACAGCAAAAAAAAGCCAAGUUCUUUAUAUUUUACUACUGUAUGUAUGUAAUUUGAACAAUAAAGUAUUAGUGAUUAUUCCCAUUUUCAACAUAACUUA